Messenger RNA from Mollisia scopiformis, 1134 nucleotides. RefSeq lists its product as uncharacterized. The record is from RefSeq and is a predicted model, not a curated record. The coding region runs from base 1 to 1134 and encodes 377 amino acids. The transcript has a single exon. Lineage: Eukaryota; Fungi; Ascomycota; Leotiomycetes; Helotiales; Mollisiaceae.
AUGUCAUCGAUAUCUGGGAUCGAAACACACAUACCACCUGAAGACCUAAUCGGGGACUUCGUACGAAAGGAUAAUCACGCUUAUAUAUACUCCGUCUUAUACAACCCCGGUCUCGAAGCCCACAUAUACUCAUUAGAUGGCAUCUCGCCCAAGGUACGGCAGUAUCGACUGCGGCAUAUCAAACGGCUAAAGACUCGAGUUGUCUGUGAGCGCAGGUGGAAAAGUCAGGGAGGAGUAAUGGGGACUACUAUCAUUUGUAAAGGGAUUGAGGGGGAGAUUGAGGAUGAGGGUAUCGAUCGGAAGGAGGCAAACAUGGAGCCAGAGCCAGAGCCAGAGCCAGAGCCAGAGCCAGAAUCAGUGAAGGAGGAAAUCCAAGAGCUCGAAAAGCCGUGUGAUAAGAGUGAGAAGGCAAGAAUUAAACAGCUUGAGAAGCGAAGAGCGAGACGGAGGAAGAAACGAGGACUCGAAGCAGUUGAAAGCGUUGAGACAGCGAUCACAGAAUGCACAUCACUAGAACCUGCUCCUAUUCCGACAGAAGUUACUCGAUUAGUUCAAGAAUUAUUAGCCAGCUUUCCACAAAGCGUCGAGACAGAGGUCACAGAAUGCGCAUCGCUACAGCCGGCUCCUGUUCCGACUAAGGGUAUAUCUGACCAGGAAAUAUUAGCCAGCUAUCGAGUGCAGCUCGAUGAUCUCACGCAAGGGUCUGGGGUGCUAUCCCGCGAAGAGAUCGCAGCUAAGGAAUACUUGAUCCUUGACAAUAUUGUCUUCGAUGACAGACUAGAAAGCGAGAAUGAAGGUGUAAUGGAAGAAAAGGUCAAGGGCAAAAUUAGAGGCAUGCCUCAGAACAAGUAUAGUUUGUCAGAAGAAGCGGGGGAAAAGGGGCAUCAGACUAGACUUAUGGAACUGCUGGAUCUAGAGGAAGUGAUCAUCUUAGAGCCAACGAUGGUAGUGGAUCUAGAAAAGGGAUGGCAAAGACGGCGGAGGAGGGGGGACAAAAGACGUGAGUCGUCAAUAGUGGAGCAACGAAAGACAUCCGAAAGGGAGUCAUCGACUGAGACAUUUCUCGAAAGGCUCGAUAGCAAUCAGAUUCAGCGCAUGAAUGAGGUAUUGAGGAGGAUCUCUGGUGGGUGCUGA